This is a messenger RNA of Racocetra fulgida, 232 nucleotides long. The record is from the annotation of a GenBank genome assembly. NCBI's taxonomy places the organism in Eukaryota, Fungi, Glomeromycota, Glomeromycetes, Diversisporales, Gigasporaceae.
AUGGCUUCUCAAAUUGAGAAAAUUGAUGCUUUUUUUUUAGAAAUAGAAAAUCAGAUAAGACUUCAAGAUGAAAUUCAAAAUCGGGCAGAUAUCGAACAAAAAUUUAAAGAUGGAAAAAUGAUAAUUGAUAAAAUAGAAGAUGAUGAUCCAGAGCAGCAUGGAUGCUAUAGGUAUAAUUAUCAUAUAAAAUAUGCUAGUUAUUUAACAACUAUUGGCGAAGUGGAACGUUCUA